GGGCGGGGGGACACUCCACCUGCUCCUGCCGAAGGAGGUGGGAAGAAGCCCGGCGUUGGCACCGGGAGGGUGCCCGCUCGGGGCCGACUGGGCGCUGUCCGCGCCGCGGGUGCUGAAAGGGCGGCUCCGAGCCCCGGCGCUGAGCUGCCGCCAUGGCCGCACUCUUCCGCCUCGUGUUAUUAAUGUACUUCAUAAAUACAGCUACUGCCCAGACUACUGACUGUCUGCACUUCAGUAAGCAAUGUAUAAAUGUUGCAAAUGGAUGUGAGAGUGUCUGGAGUAUUGUUGAAGAUGUCUGCAAGAUUUCAGUUCUAGGUAAUAGAUGCAAGGCGGAAGACACUAGUGGCUGUAAUAGAAUCAUCCAGGUCCUGGCUGACAAAUACCCAGAAUUUAAGAACUGUGUCUGCACUACAAAUGAUUCCUGUAGCAUCACAACUUUGCAUGGGAAACAAUGCAGGAUUGACAAAGAGUAUUUGGAAACUUCCUCAAAAUCAGAUGCUGAGCUGAGUUUUAGGCAAGACAGAAACCACCAAAACCAAAGACACACAGAUGAAAUAGCGAAUGACUGCAGCAUUGCAAAACAACGCUGUCAAGAAGACCCAUACUGUUUUUUAGUGUAUAAGAGCUUCCAGCAAGCAUGCCAGGCAGAGGCAGCAGAAUGCAGGCUCACAACAGGUGGCCAGGAAUGUCUGUCAGCAUGGAAAGAACUGAAGAAAACUGUGCUGGGAGAGUGCAAGUGCUCAGAGCCACUUCAAAUGAGAUGCCUUAAAAUAUGGAAGGGAAUAUUUAACAACCCUUGUUUACAAUACUCUCAAGGGAACCAAGUUUCAGCAGCUAGUAAAAACAAUGCUGAAGAUGAUGAUGAUGAUGAUGAUGAUGAUAAAGAUAAAAGACAGGACACUGACACAGAAAAUAUUAGUAUGGAAACAAAAUUACAAUGGAGUUUAUCUGCUCUCUCCAAGCAAGCACACACAGCAAACAGAACCUGUUUGGAUGUGAACAAGGACUGUGUUGAAGAUGAAGUAUGUAACAAACAGUUGUCCCUGUACCUUAAGGUCUGCUCAGUAAGUAAGAAGUGCAACAUGGAAGAAUGUCAAGCAGCCAUCAGGUUCUUCUAUCACAACAUGCCUUUGGAAGUUGCCCAGAUGAUGAUAUUUUGUGAUUGCAUCCAGCCUGAUGAAUCCUGCCACAGAGCCAAAGAACUUCUUCAUGGCAAGCCCUGUGCAGUUACUGCAGUUCCCUACCCAUCAUGCCUAAAUGUAAUUCACAUGUGUGAGGAAAAUGAAUUCUGCAUGAAAAAAUAUAAAACUUUCCAGUCAAAAUGUUGGAGACAAGUGACCAAAAAAUGCUAUGAUGAUGAAGCUUGUCUUGAAACUUUAAUUAAGGAUGACAUGCCCUGUUCUGCAAAUGCUGAGUGCAAAGCAGCCUACAUUAGCAACUGGGGCACAAUGCUGCAUGUGGAGUGCACCUGCCAGAAUUCACCUCCAGCAGAACAGCCAUUGUGCAAACUCUUCCAUCACAUGCUUCACAGCACAACCUGCUUCAGUGAGCUACGUCAAAUUUCAAUUAGGAAGAAAGGUUUUCAUUGGGUGAAUACAGAAGUACCAGGAGAAAAGCUUUCCAGAGCACAGCUACAUUCUUCUUCAAUUAAUGGUGAAACAGUCUACAUUAUUGCCUAUUCCUCCUGCAUAGUUCUCAUCCUAGGAAUAGUCCUGUUGACUCUCCUAAAGAUCAGACCCUGCAGAACAAAACAUGAGUCAAGAAGUCCCUCGCCAGACCAUUCUUCUGAAACAUUUAUGGUCCAUUAUAAAAGUCACAGAUGAACUACUCCGUUGCUUAUGCUUUUUAAGGCUAUUCUUGAAAGCCAGCCUGUUGUACAUAUGCGAUAGUAAAAUAUAUAUCAGAAAACCUACUAUAAAUUAUGGAAUUUUGUAGUUGAGCAUAUAAAAGAUUUUUAUAUUUAUUAACACGUAUUAAAACUUUCACAAGCAUUAAAGAAAAAAAAAAAAAAAAAAAAAAGUACUCUCUACUCUCCUUCAUUUGUGUAGAUUCACAGAUCUAUCCUGAGCUGCACAUUUACUAUAUCUGUAGACUCACAUGAUGGGUAUAAAUGCUGUAUUGGCUUGAAUCUGGCCUUUCAACAUGCCUAGCAGUGGCAAACUUUGAAAGCCACCCUUGGGAUCUGGAUUCAUCUGACAGAAAGGAAAAAAGAAGAAUCCACUUGGAUACAUUUCAGAGAGUUGUUAGAAAGCACAUAUGUGGGAGUUUUAUACACAAAGUUGCUCUACAAGUACCUAAUGGGGUAUUUGUGAGGUAGUAUGUACAGGCAGGCUGCCUGUAGUUUGAUGGCAGAGCACUUUGUGGGGUAGAGGGAGAGAUCACUAUUACAGCCCCUCAGUAUAAAGAGGAAUUAAACUCUGACUACCUGGGCUUUUGUCUUGAGCAGGAUGUUUUUUUUGAAACUAGUUAUUCUUUCUCCUCUGAGAUGGUUCAAAAAGAAAUGAGUGAGCCUUGUCGAUGUGAGAACCACCAUUUUAGACAACAUUCUGUGGUAUGAAUGCCCAGUGGAGAAAAAAAAUUGUUUGGGGCUGAAGUAAAGUGCCUAUUUCUCAAGAGAGAACUUGCAACCCCUUUCAUCAUCCCCGUUUCCUAUUUAUUGUCUCUAGGCAAUACCCAAACUGCCCAAUUCUCCCCAUGCACUUUACUGGGAGUUACGGGCCCUAACCCACCACUCUGGAUCCCACUUUGGGGCAAUGAGUUCUGGAUUUCUCCCUAUAGCUGAGUUGCUUUUCUAGAUUUAAGCUUCUAUUUAUUAGCAAUUGGUUGUCUUUGUUCAAUCUUUGUAAUGAUCAGGUUCUGGUCAGCACAAACUAAUGGACUGGCAUUUGUUGUAUUACUAUUACCAUAAGCAGCGUAUGUAUUAAUCAGUUAUGAUAACAUCUGAUUAAUCAAUUUGAUUUUGAAUUUGAUUAGUUUGAAUUUUUUCUGACUUCCCACUAAAUGUAACUCAGAUAACAAAUAACAUCAGGAAUGAAAUACUGGUUACACUGAACUCACUUCCAGUUUUGACCAUGACUGACUGAGAACAAAGGCAAGAAAUUUAGAAAUUCAAAUUUCUGACAUGAUCAGAAGAGCAAGGAUCUUUGGCGUGCAGUUAUAUUGGAUAGAGUUUUAGAGAUUUUAAACAACUGUUACACUAGACAUUUUCUCUUUCUUUAGGAUUUGCAUAAAGCCAAAAAAAAUAAAAAAAUAAAAAAAUAAAUCUGUCUUAUUUUGCAAUUAAAUGCUAUCUCAUUACUAAAUCAGCCUUUGGACAAAAUACAACAGAAACAAAAAGUGGAAAUUUGGGUAGUUUGCUAAUCAGAAUGAUCUCCUGUAUCAGUACAGCAAUUUGCAGCAUUUAGUAUAUCUAUGUAGGAAUUUUGAGAGUAGUGUAUUAAUAUUCUUAAUCUUCAAACUGUAAAGAGGAAAAAGUUUGAAUUUCUGAGAAUAGUCUUGAGAAUUAAUUUAUCAGUGUUGGUUAAAAUAAUUUCUUUAUACAGGAAAUAUGAAGUGAACCCUGUGUUGUUCAGUCUGACUUUAAAAACCAAUGAUGCAAUGCUCAAACAUCUGUGUCUCAAAAUUUGAAGAAAUCCAUUUCUAUUCAGAUUUAACUAAACCUCAGUCAUAAAAACAUCUCUUGUAACUUUCUGUCUUAUAAACUUUUCAUUUUAUAAUUAGCUUGUACCUGGGUGUUAGGAACUCUCUUCAUAUGUGUGCUUAAAAACAACCAUUCAGACACACAAAAGAUGUAUGUGAAACUGGGGUUAUGUAUGUGAGUUAUUCUAAAAGACAGGAAGAUAUUUAGCAGCAAUUGUAUUACUUGUGCAACUUUACAGGCUCUUUUGAUUAGGGCUAAUUUUAGUGCUCAAUGGAAAAGUACAUUUCCUCCAUUACAUAUGUAAAAUGUACCUGUAUCACAAUUCUUUUGAUUUCAUGGUGACACUGUAUUCUGUCAAUUGUAUCCAGUCAUUAAUUAUUAAAUAAAGGAAUCUCUGCUGUGAUGAUCUGUA
This is a messenger RNA of Oxyura jamaicensis (ruddy duck), 4052 nucleotides long. It is a transcript of the gene GFRAL, whose product is annotated as GDNF family receptor alpha like. Gene Ontology annotation, cellular component: signaling receptor complex; external side of plasma membrane. Bases 153 to 1823 code for a protein of 556 amino acids. NCBI's taxonomy places the organism in Eukaryota, Metazoa, Chordata, Aves, Anseriformes, Anatidae. Gene Ontology annotation, molecular function: signaling receptor activity. The record is from RefSeq and is a predicted model, not a curated record. The transcript has 10 exons. Gene Ontology annotation, biological process: nervous system development.